CCUUGGGGAAGGCUGGGCCUUGCGCCCCAGAUCUGCCCGGGCACCGUGGACCCGCAAGGAGCGUGGGGCGGGCCGGAGCCGGGGUCCUGUCGAGCGCGGGGUCUGGAUACUCCUCCCCUCGCCCCCUCCCUGCACAGUGCCCGGCGGCCGAGGAGGUUCCCAGCCGUCCCGCGGGAACUCGCCGGGAGAUGGGGACCGUCUUCACCUGCGGCCAGUCCAGCACAACCUCCCGCUGUCCAAAAGUGUUUUAAUUUUUAAACAUUUGGCUUAGAAAGAUUCCAUAAAGUUAGGCAAAUCUGAAGUCUUAAUUUUAGAUGCAGCGUACUGGGGAGCCUGAAGUCGGGGGUGGGGGUCAAGGAGCAGCCCUGGCCCACGCGGUGAGCGUCGGAGCGUUACAGCGGAGCGGCCUUAGAGAACCUGAACUCCGCAAUUUGCCGAUGAAGCCCCAGGCCCGGGGUUUCAUCUGCCUGGAAAUCUGCCCCCCACCGCAUUUGGGAAAAUGUUGGCGCCGAAGGCUACUGAUCAUGCGGCCCCAGGAAGUAAUGCCUUAUUAUCCCGGCUAGCCUAGGGCCUCGUGGCUCGCCACGGAAGGUUCUAGAACUUCGGACUUCUGCCCCCACAAGCCGGCGGUGGGCGGCCUCCGGCCCAGGAGGCGCGGCGCCUUUAAGGGCCCCGCCCACCCAGUCAGGUGACCGGACCGUCGCUUAGCAACAAGACGCCGCGCGGCCCCUCACGGCCCCAGGGCUGAGAAGCUGUUUCCUGCCCGCUCGCUCUUUCCCCCGAAACUCGGGUGGACCGAGGCGAGAUGUCCGAGGAGGACCCCCAGGGAUGCGCGGAGCAGGAGGUGCCCAAGGCCAAGGCCCCGCCGGAGAAAACCAGCGACUACUACCGCGUGAGCGAGGACCUGCCGGCCAGGUUCAACAACCCGGCUUGGUUUCGGGGCUACAGGACCAAGGAGCCCCCCUCAGUGUACAGGACCAGUAACCAAGCGUAUGGGAGCAGAGCACCCACCGUGCACGAGAUGCCGAAGGUAUUUUAUCCAAAUUCGUAUAAAUUUUCUAGACAAGUUGCAGCUGGUGGAAUGUUCCAGAACAAUACUUUCAACGUCUCCAUGGAGAAGAGCAUUGUGACGGGUCCGGACAACUACAUCACCUUCUACGACCGGCUCAACUUCCACCCCAGCUACAGGGUCAGCAAGCCGUCCAUCUGUGACUGAGGGGCUCCCGGCUCUGGUGGAGAUAGUCUGGACAGUUGGCAGCCGUAAUCUUUGAUAACUUGCCCAAUUGUAAAGGAACACACUUCACUGCUUUCCCUGAAAAUAUUUUUCCCCUCUAGGUUAGAAACAUUUGCAAACGGGGCUAUGAUGCCCUACUUUCUCUGUUUUACAUCUAGAUGAAAAAGAGCUAAUGGCUUGACUUUCCAUUAAAAACCUUGCUAUGUCCCCA
Messenger RNA from Lagenorhynchus albirostris (white-beaked dolphin), 1445 nucleotides. It is a transcript of the gene PIERCE1, whose product is annotated as piercer of microtubule wall 1. Gene Ontology annotation, biological process: axoneme assembly. Gene Ontology annotation, cellular component: axonemal microtubule. The record is from RefSeq and is a predicted model, not a curated record. Bases 806 to 1216 code for a protein of 136 amino acids. NCBI's taxonomy places the organism in Eukaryota, Metazoa, Chordata, Mammalia, Artiodactyla, Delphinidae. The transcript has 3 exons.